CUGGAAAGAGAUACUGCUUCUGCUGCAAGGGUAGGGGUGCCAGCAGGAGCGCACCAAUGGUUUGCUACUGAUCUGACCGAUCGAUUUGUCUUGCCUGGCGCUCUCGCAUUUAUGAGAUUUACUCAUAAGUGUUGAAAAUGACACGCAUUUGUGCUCUGUACCAACCCUCGAACAUCGCUCGGCUCGCCCGUGCUAAGGGCUAUCCUUAUGCCAGACCUAGCUCGUCUUUCCUGUACAUCAGCGGCUCUGUAUACCUUUUCGAAGACGCAGCAUGGGGAGGCACCCAGCAUCUUGGCAGCCUCCAAAUAACUGCUCCAGAUGGCACGCAGCAAAGAGCACAGACUGUGCUGGAGCAGCUGGGAAUCCAGUGGUCCCCAACUGACAUCAGGACACCAGUGCUGGCUGUGGGUUCCAAUGCUGGUCCUGAGCAGCUGCUGCGCAAAUACCCUCCAAUGCUCUUCCGUGACGGCGUGCUCAUCCCCGUCGUGCGCUGCGUCCUCCCGAAUUUCGACGUGGCCUACUCGCCAUGCAUCACCAGCUAUGGCUCUUGUUCAGCCACUUUGGAGUACUCGCCGGGAACAGCGGUGGAGAUUUUUGUGACAUUCCUCACCACGCCCCAGCUGAAGCGCAUGCAUGAGACGGAGGGGGCCUACUUCCUCACAGAGCUCAGACAGGUCGAGCUCCAAUUGGGCCAGGAAGGUAAGGAGGCUGCUGCCCUGCUGUGCACUGUGUACCAGUAUAAUCACCAGUCCGGCACACUGCAUUUGCCCCUCGGGGAUGGAGCGCCCACGCCUGUUGCCAUCAAAGAGAUUAGGGCCGAGGGAAGGAAGUUUCCAGCCUUGGACCAGACUGAGAUGCAGCAUGCGGUCCGGACCUUCGUCACCAAGCUAGAGAAGACUAACACUGCCCCUCUGCCCAUUAAUGGUGCGCAGGUGCAGAAUGGCACAGCAGUGUCACAGGCAGCAGCCGUCACGUCUGCAGGGAACGGGAGUGUUCCCACUGCGCAUGAGGAGACCCGCCUGCCCUUCAACAGCGGCAGAACUGCUCAGGCGCCCGAUGCGCUAAAAUUGGGCAGCAAUGACAGCCAGGGAGACGAGGCAAGCAUCGAUGCUUGGAUCCUGGAGAAUCUAGAUAUCAUAAAGGCGCGGACAGAGAGAGUGGAAUUCUUGGUUGCUGCAGCUAAGCCGCAGCAGUACCCCCAUGUGGAUGUGCUGAUGACUAUUGGUGACAUAUAUGACGUAAGCGUGGCUUGAGAUGGACAUUUCACGAGGUGUCAGUCUCAAGGUGACGGUGUAUGGCAACUAGUCCUAGAUAUUAUAGAAUUUCAUUACGUGGGGCUGCCAGCCCCAGACAGUGAAGAGCCCUUAAGGUAUAACUGAGCCCUGCUGUACAUGUAUAUUAUUCGCAAUCACUGAUGUAGAAAAUGACGGGUAUCCGACUGUAGAGUGAACAUAAUUUCUUUCAGAGUUUGGCCCAGAAGAGCGCCGGGAACAAUUUUCACAGAUGCAUGCGUGGGAUGCCAAGCUCUGCACCAUGAAUUUGUUGUGGACCACGAGGUGGGCAAGAGUCUUUACUAUUGCCCACCUCACACCGUGAUCGUGUUUGCACGAGCAGUGAACAAGACGUGAACACUCCACCAAUUUUAAAUUUAUUAUUACAAAGGGUGCCUGUGCUCACAUGUUUUCCUUUGGAUCACCGGGUGCCAGGAGGCUACGACAGUGAUCUUUGCCAAACCAGCAAGAGACGUGUAAGAACUAUGGGGCUAG
Coccomyxa subellipsoidea C-169 is the source of this 1766-nucleotide messenger RNA. RefSeq lists its product as hypothetical. Bases 138 to 1253 code for a protein of 371 amino acids. Lineage: Eukaryota; Viridiplantae; Chlorophyta; Trebouxiophyceae; Coccomyxaceae. The transcript is spliced from 7 exons. The record is from RefSeq and is a predicted model, not a curated record.